This is a messenger RNA of Pseudozyma hubeiensis SY62, 1299 nucleotides long. Its product is annotated as epsin. The record is from RefSeq and is a predicted model, not a curated record. The coding region runs from base 1 to 1299 and encodes 432 amino acids. Gene Ontology annotation, molecular function: SNAP receptor activity; SNARE binding. Gene Ontology annotation, biological process: intracellular protein transport; vesicle fusion; exocytosis. The transcript is spliced from 2 exons. Gene Ontology annotation, cellular component: endomembrane system; SNARE complex; plasma membrane. Lineage: Eukaryota; Fungi; Basidiomycota; Ustilaginomycetes; Ustilaginales; Ustilaginaceae.
AUGAGGGCCCAGCAAGCUGGUGGAUACGGAGGUUAUGGCGGAGGCAACAACGGCUACGGUGACCACUCGUAUCCGACACAGCAGCAGGGUGCCGCGCAAGGUGGCUACGCUCAGCCACAGCAGGGAUACGCCGCACCUCAGCAGCAGAGUGGUUACGCUUACAACCAGGGAUCGUACGACUCUCAGCCUCAGGCGGGGUAUGGCGCUCAACCCCAGGCCGGUUACGCUGCCCAACCUCAGGCAGGCUAUGCUGCACCUCAACCCACCGGAUACGGGCAGAUGCCCCAAGCUCAGCCCGCUGGUUACGCCGCCGCUGGAGGCGCUGCUCCCAACUCUUAUGAGAUGCAAAGCGUGGCUACCGAGAAGCCUGUCGGCGACAUGAACUCCUUCUUCUCUGACAUCUCCGAGAUUCAGGACACCAUCCGCCUCAUUGACGAGAAUGUCAACAAGAUUUCCGAUCUGCACUCUCGAUCGCUCAACAACAUGGACGAGGCUUCCGCCCAGUACGCCGAGCAGCAGCUCGCCAGCAUCCAGCAGGAGACGUCGUCAUUGACCAACGGCGUCAAGAACCGCAUCAAGCUGCUCGAGUCGCAGAACAAGCGUGUUCCUGCCGGUGGUGACAAGAACGUGCGCAAUACCCAGAUCGGCGCCGUCAAAAAUCGCUUCAAAGAGACCAUCCAGCGAUACCAGCAAGUCGAGCAGAGCUACCGUCAAAAGUACCGUGCUCGUGCCGAGCGUCAGUUCCGCAUCGUCAAGCCCGAUGCCACCCAGCAGGAAAUCAAGGCGGCACUCGACGACGACCAGAAUGGCCAGAUCUUCUCUCAGGCUCUGCUCAAUUCCAAUCGACACGGCGAGGCCAAGGGCGCGCUCAGGGAGGUGCAGGAGCGACACGAAGACAUCAAACGGAUCGAGCGAACCAUCACCGAGUUGGCACAGCUCUUCAACGAGAUGUCGAUUCUCGUCGACGAGCAGGAUGACGCCCUCAACGUGAUCCAGGAACAGGGCCAACAGGUCGAGACCGACAUGAACCAAGGUCUGCAGCACACCAACAAGGCGGUCGACUCGGCGAGAAAGGCUCGCAAGAAGCGUUGGAUCUGCUUCUGGAUCAUCAUCAUCCUCAUCAUCGUCAUCGCUGCUGUUGUCGCCGCCGUCAUCUGUACGCAAGGGACCAACUGCGGUCGGGGCGGCAACGGAAAUAACAGGAGGAGCCUGAUCACCAGAGCCGUCCACUACGGACACGGUUUGGUGAUUGAGAAGAAGGAUGCGCGGGCGUACUUGUUGCCCGACAUAGGCAUGUGA